Molecule: messenger RNA, 1116 nt
Organism: Thalassophryne amazonica
Lineage: Eukaryota; Metazoa; Chordata; Actinopteri; Batrachoidiformes; Batrachoididae
Gene: dnaaf6
Product: dynein axonemal assembly factor 6
Exons: 6
Coding region: 298-876 (192 amino acids)
Biological process (GO): flagellated sperm motility; axonemal dynein complex assembly
Cellular component (GO): cytoplasm
Molecular function (GO): dynein intermediate chain binding; protein-folding chaperone binding
Source: RefSeq, a predicted model, not a curated record
UCAGCUUGUCAUAAGCUAAGCUAAUGGUGCUCGUGAGAGUGUGGGUUUGUUUCACACUCUCACGAGCACCACAAGCUUAUCUUACGGCGGUAUAAUGAGAGCGGCGCUUUGCGCACGGUGGGUUUGUUUUUCCCUCGUGUUCGCUGACGUCAUACUUUUGUUACCAUGGUAGCCCUUAACACUUGUGGUCUCCACGGUAACGGAGAGCGCCGAUUACUGCUACCGGAUUUACUCGUUUUCGCUACAAAUUACAGAAUAGUUCCGUUUUGACGGGUUAAAUAACUAAAGGUCACCGUGAUGGAGGCUUGUGGGACUUUAUCUGUGCGGAAUCUGGAGGCUUUGUCUGCUUUGUUGUCCAGUCACCAGGAGGAAGAGGACGAAGGCUGGAAGAAUGUGAACGCCUCUGCUCAGCUCGGACCCGGACACCUUGGUCCCCUGCCUCAAAAACAUCAAGGAGCAUCGACUUCCUGUGUGAAGAACAACACCAAAGAUAUCUGGAAUGAGGAGGAAGUGUCUGAGGGCCCUCACUACGACGACCUCUGUGACCCGCGGCCGCAGCCAGAAUAUGAAAUAAUCUUGAAGCAGAGUGUGAGACCUGAGGAUGUGUUUUUGGGUUUGAGCAGAAAGGAUGCGUCGUCCAUGUGCUGUGAAGACAUGCUGGUAAAAAUCAAACUACCAGACACCAAAGCAUCCGAUGUAGUUCUGGAUGUAAAGGAAAAGUUCCUGGACCUUCGGACUCCAAAAUAUAAACUGGGCCUGCACCUUCCACAUCCCGUCUGCAGCCAGGAGGGCCGCGCCCACUUCUUCAGCGAGCGAGAGCAGCUGGAGGUGACACUGAGGAUAAAUCAUCCCAUGGACUCUAUCAACAUGCAAUAAGCACGGCGAGUGCAUCCGCAAGCUCUUCCUUUCUCCUUCCUCUGGUGAAUCUAUGCUCAACAUCAACAUUCCAGUCAUGGCAGCAGAGACGUGCGACUCUGUGGACAGUCUGUCUCCACUGGCAUCUGUUUGUGUGUGUCAGCACACUGACUCUUGAUACUUUCACCGAGGUACACCACCUGAGCUGUAAAUGAGCUGAGUCAUGUUUAGAGGUUUUUGUGUGUAUAUUUUGCAUAUCAA